Molecule: messenger RNA, 5132 nt
Organism: Arachis ipaensis
Lineage: Eukaryota; Viridiplantae; Streptophyta; Magnoliopsida; Fabales; Fabaceae
Product: disease resistance protein RML1A-like
Biological process (GO): defense response; signal transduction
Molecular function (GO): ADP binding
Source: RefSeq, a predicted model, not a curated record
UAGUACAAUGCAAAGACCAAAGAGAUCUAAAAGGCGAUACAGGAAGCUAGAAGAGCGUGAUAUAUGUUAUAUGUCAUAUUUACUCUCUGCAAUAAUCUCAAUAAUAGUUAGAGUUGUAAUUCGAUAAUAUGUCGUCGUCUUCCUGUACAACAAAGUACGAUGUAUUCAUUAGCUUCAGAGGUGAGGACACCCGCGAAACUUUCACUGUCCAUCUGUUUAACGCUCUGGCAAACAAGACAAUCCGAGCAUACAUGGAUUGUCUUCUCCAGAGAGGAGAUGAAGUCUGGCCAGCACUCGAGAAAGCGAUCGAGGGCUCGCUAAUAUCGAUCGUGGUUUUCUCAGAAAACUACGCAACCUCAAAGUGGUGCUUGGAAGAGCUCGUCAAGAUUCUUCAAUGGAGGGAAUAUCACGGUCAGGUUGUUAUACCCGUUUUCUAUAGAACAGAUCCGUCAGAUAUACGGAACCAAAGUGGGAGUUUUGAGAAGGCGUUUGCUAAAUACGAAAGAGAUCUUGCAGAGAGUGAAUCCAACAGAGACAAGAUAAGCAAGUGGAGAGAGGCUCUCAAGAAAUCUGCUAAUAUUUCUGGAUGGCACUCCAGAAACUAUGCGGACGAUCAUGAACUCAUCAGAAAGGUUGUGAAUGAUGUAUUGAAAAUGCGUAUCCUAAAGCAUCCCAUAGUGCCAACAGGCCUGGUUGGAAUUGAAGAAAUCCGUAAAAUUGUUAAAGUCAACAUGAAGCAACACCGAGUAAUUGGAAUCUGGGGUAUGCGUGGGAUAGGGAAGACAACCAUCGCUAAAAUGUUAUUUGCAAAAUCCUUUCCUCAUUAUGACCAUGUUUGCUAUGCGGAAAAUGCAAAAGAAUAUACGCCUCAAAGGCUUCUCUCAGAGCUAUUGAGGGAACGAAUUACCACUGACGCAACAGGGUUUGUCAACAGUAUGAGCAGCCUUAGCAAUAAGAAAGUUCUCAUUAUCCUCGACAAUGUGAAGGAUUCUGAUCAACCAUUGUUAGAAGCAGUUUGCCAAGGGUACAAGAGCCACAGUCGAGAAAGUAAACUUAUUAUAACAACAACACAUAAGCAUUUGCUUGAAAAGAGAGUUGAUUGGACAUUUGAGGUCAAACAAUGGGACGACUCAAAAUCUAUAGAGCUUCUUAGCCUGAAAGCAUUCGAGGAAAGCAUCCCUCCAAAGCCUUAUGAGAUUCUGGUGAAUAAGGUUGUUAAGUAUGCCGGGGGAAUUCCUUUAGCUCUGAACCUAUUGGGUUCAUAUCUUCAAUCCAGAAGCAUUGAGUUCUGGGAAAGUACUUUGGAAAAGCUCCAGAAGCAUCCUAUUAAGCGCAUUCAGGCUGCCUUUACGGAGAGUUAUGAUGAAUUGGAUGACUUAGACAAGGAGAUAUUUCUUGACAUUGCAUUCUUUUUCCAUGGAGAAAAGAAAGAUCUUGUCACAAGCAUAUUAAAAGCAUGUGAAUUCUCACCCAUAAGGGGAAUAGAGAUCCUUCAAGAUAAAGCAAUGAUUACUACUAUUCCAUAUAAGGAAACAAUCGAAAUGCAUGGCUUGCUAAGAGAAAUGGCUUACGAGAUCGUACACGAGGAAAACAGUAAAGACCCUAGAAAACGUAGCCGAUUGAAGGAUACUGAAGAUAUUUGUGUUGUACUCAAAGAGAACAAGAAAUCGCUUGAUGCAAUUGAAGGCAUAAUAUUAGAUUUGUCUCAAAUUAAAGACUUGCGUUUGAGUCCUGACACAUUUAAAAGGAUGAAUAACUUGAGAUUUCUAAAAUUAUACAUCCCCUCGGGUCAGAGUUCUGGUAAUAUGAUCCUUCCUACAGACCUUGAACCAUUUUCUGAUAAACUAAGGUACUUUGAGUGGCAUCAGUACCCUUUCGUUUCUCUUCCACCAAGUUUUUAUGCUAAGUUACUUGUUGAGAUUCGCAUGCCGCACAGCCAAGUCAAGAAACUCUGGGAGGAAAAGCAGGAACUUAAUAAUUUAGAAGGGAUCGACUUAAGUGAAUGCAAAGAGUUAGAAGAGCUUCCAGAUUUGUCUGAGGCUAAAAGACUCAGAUGGGUGAAUCUCUCCGGUUGUGAGACUUUGCCUAUUCUUCAUUCGUCUGUUUUUUCCUCCAACACACUUGUUUCUUUGAUACUGGAUAGGUGUACAAAUUUGCAGUGUGUUAAGGCCGAAAGGCAUUUGAAUUCUCUGCAGCACAUAAGUGUCAAAGGCUGCUCAAAUCUCAAAGAAUUUGUGGUAUCGUCAGAUUUAAUUGAAAACUUGGAUUUGAGCAACACAAAGGUUGAAAAGCUGGACAAAUCAAUCGGGAAAUUACAGAAGGUUGAAUGCCUCAAUCUAGAAGGAUCAAGAGUUAAGCAUCUUCCAAAGGAGCUAUCAGCCUUAAAAUCGCUUAAGGAGUUGAAGCAUUCAUACAGUGGACUAGAAAUUGACAAGCAUCAGCUGCAAGGCCUGUUUAACGGUUUAUCAUCUCUACAAAUACUACAUUUGAAGGAUUGUAGUCACUUGUUUGAAUUCCCUGACAACAUUGAUUCCUUAUCGAAAUUGCGCGAGUUAAGGCUAGACGGAAGCAAUGUGACCUGGUUGCCUGCAACCAUCAAGGGUCUUCAAGAGUUGGAAAUUUUGUCCCUAAAUAAUUGUAAGUUUCUUGAGACACUGCCAGAGCUUCCAUCCUCUAUCAAGGAGUUCUCUGCUGAUAACUGCAUCUCAUUGGAGUCUGUAUCAGCUCUAAACACUCUGGCAACAAAGAUGGUGGGAAAGACGAAACGCAUCUCCUUUAAUAAUAGCUUGAAAUUGUCAGCCGGACACACAUUGCAUUCGAUCAUGGAAAGCAUCCAUUCAACAAUGGUGAGUGCUGUAUCUAGCAAUGUCACGGUAAGAAGCUAUGCAAUUGAUGUCCAUAGCUACAACUACAAUAGUGUGGAGGUCUGUUUGCCAGGAGACACAAUCCCAGAGCAAUUUGCAUAUAAAACGGAGAAAUCCUCCUCCAUAACAAUUGAACUCCCUGAAUCUCCUUCCAAUUUUCUUGGCUUUAUCUAUUCAGUGGUUCUUUCACCGCGUCAUGGAAUGGAGAAGCACGGUGCCAAAAUCCGAUGCGAAUACAACUUUGCAGGAGGCAAGAAUUCUUCGUGGGAGGACAUAACUAUAAGUGAAUUGAACUCAGAUCAUGUAUAUAUAUGGUAUGAUCCAUUCCUCACUGACAAAAUUCUUGGACAAUAUGGGCCAAGUUUUCAUCUUGAGUUCAGUGUUGCAACUGACACAGGGGAAGUUGAUGACUCAAUUAUUAUUAAAGAGUGUGGUGUCCACAUCAUAAAUGAAUUAGAAUUGCAGAGAUUUUUACUGGAAUUAGAUAAGAAGAAAAAAGACAUGGAGGAGGAAUCAUCAGCGCAGCAUUUACACUUUCAUCCACCACAUGGAUCUCAAGAUCACAGCCAUGUCCGGACUCCACCUCAAGACAAGAAGAAAGGAAGAUUUUAUGAGAAGCAGAGCAAUGACAUCGAAAACCAGAUAUCAAAGCGAAAAAGAGAAAUGAAUGAACAAUCAUCUUUUGAUCGGAAAAUUGAAGAGAAGAUGGAAUCCGCUCCCAAUGAAAACAAGACUAGUGGUGGAAAAAGUGAUGAGGAGAACACAAUCAAGGGCAAAGGAAACGAAGAAACACCAACUGAACCUGAUGCUGCAUUACCUCUAUGUAUUGAUUCAGUUAAAAACAAUGUGUUCCAGGACAUUUCAAAUGAAAAUUAUUAUGAUCAGCCAGAUAGUAUGGAAGAGGCCAAACAUUUGGAAGAAAAACUACAAGAAGUUGAUCAUAACGUCCAUGAUAUGACUGCUGAUGAACCAUACAAAGAAAAGCAAGGGGAACCAAUGGAUCUUGAAACAUCUGAAUGUCAAGACCACACUAGCAAUGUAGAACAAACAGAAAAUCUUGGGGAUGCUAAGAAAGUGCAAGAGCUACACAAAGAGAAAAUGAUUGAGCUUGCUCAGCCCAUUAAUUCCUGCAUACCUCCACACGGCAAGAAGAGAGCUCCUAAGUUGACUGUGAAAGAACUCCGCCGUCACUCGAGGAAGGUAGACAAGAAGGCAAAAGUUGAAGGUAACCCUGCAAGAGCAACUCAAGCUACAAAUUUAGCCAUGGAAACUUCUGAUUUUUCCCGUUCGAAUAUUAAAGGCAAAAGAGUAGAUCAUAUCCAUUUAAACCAGGUUCCAGCUCAAAAUGCUUCUACUUCUAUUGCACAAACUCAUGAUAAAAUUACCAUUCCCUCCUUGGAUGAUCCUCAAGUUGCUCUGGAGUUGCUAAAACACUUCGAUGCAUCAGCGAAACGCCUCCAAAUAACAGAGUUUGUGGACAAUCAUGUUCUAUAUCCAUAUGAUCAUUCCAUAACAAAAGACCUUGAUGUUUCGGCACUUUGUCGUUGGCUUCAAGUUCAAGGGCUUCGUUCAGUGAGCGUUGCGAGAUACGCAGAGAUGAAGUUGGAAGCGGCCAAACGGGAAAGAGAGGAAGAAUUAAGACUUGCAAGAGAAGAAAAUGCAAAGUUUGAAGAAGCUUUGAAAAGAAUGGAGGACAGGAUUUCACAUGUUGAAUCGUUGGAGAAAAGAGUUGAUGAUUUGAAUUCGGAGGUGGCUUCUUGGAGAAGUAAAUAUGAAGAAACUGAAAAGUCGCUCAAAGAAACCGAAAAGAAACUUGAAGAUGAGAAAGAUGUAGGAGCUCAGAAAGAAACUCGUUGGAAAAGAAGAGAGAGUGAGCUGAUUACGGAAGCGGCAACUUGCUCGUUUGAAAAUUGCAGAUCGCAGGUUUCCAUUUUAUACCCUGACAUUGAUUUAAGUAGGCUUGGACCUUUCAAGGAGAUUCAGAAUGGGCAGAUAGUAUCGCCCUCUGAUACGGAGGAGACUGAAAGUGAAGAAGACACUAGGGCCUUUGAAGAUGCUGCUCAUGGCGAUGCCGGUGUCUAGUAAAUUACUGUUUUGGUUCAAAAGUUUAAAUUUUAACAAUAAUCUUUGAAAUGAAAAAUGAUAUUUUCGCCUUUCCAAAAAAAUUUCCAAUUCGACAAAAUACAUUAUGAUUCUUGGAGUUAAUACUGAUAAUGGCUGAUGAAAUUUGACCCCUAAUUUUUAAUAGAUCUAAUUUGUAUUUUGAAA